This is a messenger RNA of Enterospora canceri, 1176 nucleotides long. NCBI's taxonomy places the organism in Eukaryota, Fungi, Microsporidia, Enterocytozoonidae. The record is from the annotation of a GenBank genome assembly.
AUGCCCAAUAUUUUCAAAAAUAGGUUCAGUACUCUUGAUCUAGUGAAGUACGCCAUAAUAUGUUCAAUUGGAACUGGUAUGAUAUACGGUCCCGUACAAUACAGUUGUAUUUCUGGUAAGAAUUCAUACACCGUAAACAUCGCCCUAUUCAUUGCAUCAAUAUUUGAACAGUUAAUUGCACAGUGUUACGCUGAGUUGAAGUGUAUUCUGCCACAAGAAGGCGGUGACUUCCUGUACAUUGAGCAGUUCUUCUCUGGUUCUGCUGGAACAGCCUAUGCCCUUGUGAUGCUAAUAGUUUAUACGACUGGUGCCAAUUCAUUCACAAUCAAUCUGCUACUCGAUGUCUUCAAAAUAUCCAACAAUCGGGCCAUUUGGAGUCUGCUGCUUUCGCUAAUCAUCAUUCCAAUCACACUCAUCCCAGUCUACGCCAGAAAGAGGGUGAUGCGGCUCAUUUCAAUUCUCCAAUUUGCUGCUGUAUUUCUGAUUCUACUAUCCCUGCCACUUGCAGUUGGAUUCAAGAAAGAAAACAGGCUGAUUUCAACCACAAAACACGUUGUUAGGGCGCCAGUGACUCUGAAGACGCUUCUGCUGGUAUUUGCCAAAAUGCAUUACACUUUCUGUGGAAUAUUCUCAUGCAACAGCCUUCAUAAAGAUGUGACUGGUAAUUUGUAUUUGCCAUAUCUCAUUUCAGCCUCCACAAUUUACGUUCUUUACGUCGUGGUAACGAAUUCACUCUUCCACAUCUACAGAAAUGAAACAGGCGAAAUCGACUACGAAAACGUGCUUGGAUUCCUACCAGGCAAAUCCAAUACAGUUGCAUGCAUGGGAAUAUGCUUUGCGCUCUAUUUCGGUGGGUUCUUUGCUAACGGAUUCACGGCCACUGACAACUUGAACUAUUUGAUCAAAAAGUACAAAAUGAGAAAGAACACGAAUUACGCAGCAGCAGUGGCAUCUGCUGGCAUCGCAUUCUCAUUCUCAUUCAUCGAACUGAACAGAGUGAUGGCAGUGCUAUCGAUGCUGCUGAUUCUCUCCACUACGCUCUCAAUCACGGGGAUAAUCAUUCACAGUAGGAGGAAUCCAACUUACAGAAUCAAAGUGCCCAAGUUUCUGAUCUAUUCUGCAAUAGCAGGGUGUAUAGUGACACUGGUUGCUAAUGGUUUCGCAUUGGUUAGUUAA